This is a messenger RNA of Brachypodium distachyon (stiff brome), 1038 nucleotides long. RefSeq lists its product as uncharacterized. Bases 1 to 1038 code for a protein of 345 amino acids. The record is from RefSeq and is a predicted model, not a curated record. Gene Ontology annotation, molecular function: nucleic acid binding. The transcript has a single exon. NCBI's taxonomy places the organism in Eukaryota, Viridiplantae, Streptophyta, Magnoliopsida, Poales, Poaceae.
AUGGAGGCUAUUCCGAUUAAAGAUCGGACAACGUUGAGAGAUCUGGCCGAUAAAUUGUUCAUGACGAAGACCACUGUUUGGAAGAGACUGAAAGAGGGUGAAUUUCGGCGCCACUCUAGCGACAUGAAGCCCACACUUACGGAAGACAACUUGAAGGCACGUGUGGCUUACGCAUUGAGUAACUUGGAGCCAGCUAGUUUGCCACAUGAUCCAACAUUCAAACCAGCGUUCAAUGUAGUGCACAUCGAUGAGAAGUGGUACUAUCGUACGAAGACUAGACUGAAAUGCUACUUGGGACCUAAUGAACCCAUUCCCAUUCGGCAUUGCAAGAACAAGGGAUGGAUAGAGAAGUUCAUGUUUCUCACUGCUGUCUCAAGACCUAGAUUCAACAGUGCGGGUGAAAUGAUUUUUGAUGGAAAGGUUGGCGUUUGGCCUUUUGUUGAGUUAGUUCCUGCUCAGAGAAGUAGCAAGAGAAGGGGGAAAGGUACACUCGAGAUCAAGUCAUGCCCAGUGGAUCAGUCUAAAAGCCGCGAGUUCCUUAUAACUAAAGUAAUUCCGGCUAUCAAGGAGAAGUGGCCGCAAGAAGAUCGUCAUGGCACCAUUUUUAUCCAGCAAGAUAAUGCGAAGACGCAUGUUCGGAUCGAUGACCAAGAGGUCAAUGAGGCUGCAACAUCAGGUGGCUGGGACAUUAGGAUAGUUUUUCAGCCAACGAAUUCACCGGAUACAAAUGUUCUUGAUCUUGGCUAUUUUGCAGCUAUUCAAGCAUUGUUCCAAAAGAAGAUGCCGACUACUGUAGAUGAAAUGAUUUCCAAAGUCGAGGAAGCAUUCGCUGAGUAUCCUGCCGAACGCUCAAACAGAAUAUUUCUUACUCAUCAAUCAUGCAUGCGAGAGAUCAUACGACAGAAAGGAACAAUACACUACAGCGUGCCUCAUUUGAAGAAAAAGGCAAUGCAACGUAGAGGUGCACUCCCAGUAGUAUAUUCAUGUGAGCGUGAGUUUGUUGAUGCUGCCAUAGCAUAUCUUCGCACGGGUGCGUGA